This is a messenger RNA of Columba livia (rock pigeon), 4308 nucleotides long. Its product is annotated as C-C chemokine receptor type 8. NCBI's taxonomy places the organism in Eukaryota, Metazoa, Chordata, Aves, Columbiformes, Columbidae. The record is from RefSeq and is a predicted model, not a curated record. The transcript has 3 exons. Gene Ontology annotation, molecular function: C-C chemokine binding; C-C chemokine receptor activity. Gene Ontology annotation, biological process: cell chemotaxis; positive regulation of cytosolic calcium ion concentration; calcium-mediated signaling. Gene Ontology annotation, cellular component: membrane; external side of plasma membrane. The coding region runs from base 652 to 1707 and encodes 351 amino acids.
CACAGUGUGCUUCCUGCUCCAUCAUUACUCCAACGUUUUACACAUUUUAAUGGUCUAAUGUGAAAUCCAUGGGCGCUCUAGGACCGUAUCUCACGAUUAAAGCCAGAAAAGCUGGCUGACAGCUGCAGCAGUGAGGGAGACAACAGCCCUCAUAUAUUGAAACAUACAGAGGCGGUCUUGGCAGAAAACUGGACUAGAAGUAUAUCUGACUAUUCAGUGAGGGGGGAGCCUCAAUGCCCAAAGGCAGCCCUGUUGUCCCCACGUCAGCCUCUGGCUCCCACCAUCUGUGCACCCCUGCAGCCCCAGGAGCCAGCAGCCGCUGCCCCACGCCGCAGAACUGAAAGCUGCUCCAUCCUGGGCUCCUGCACUGCUCCUACCAAAGAGUGUGCCACUGGUCAAGGAGGAGGAGGAGGCUGAAGCAGAGCCGAGCUGGGAGCUACAAAGCCUUCUGUUUGUCUCAAAUUCUGUUCUGUAACUGGCAGCUGCCCAUUCGACACCUGAAUAUCACCAAGCUCAGCCUUCUCCACAAGCGAUGGAAUAAACCUCUUGAAAACUCCCGAGCCUGAGAGAGGACGAGGACAAGGUAGAAGGAGAAGGUGACCGGGGCUAACUAAGAGAGUAGAGGCUUUCUGCUGUCCAAAGGUAUCUGAGAUGAAUCCCACAAGCCAGUUCCUUGCCACAACAGAAUAUGAAUAUGGAUAUGAGGAAAACACUGCUCCGUGCAAUGAAGGCAACCAGUUUCGCAGAUUUAAAUCUCUCUUUUUGCCAAUCCUUUACUGCCUUGUAUUUGUCUUCUGCCUUCUGGGAAACUCCUUGGUCCUUUGGGUUCUCCUGACCAGGAAAAGGCUGACAACAAUGACUGACAUCUGCCUGCUGAACCUCGCAGCAUCCGAUCUCCUCUUUGUGGUGCCUCUCCCUUUCCAAGGCCACUACGUGUCAGACCAGUGGGUUUUUGGCAACGCUAUGUGCAAGAUAAUGGCUGGCAUUUAUUACAUAGGUUUUUAUAGCGGCAUUUUCUUCAUAACCCUCAUGAGCGUAGACAGGUAUAUAGCAAUUGUCCAUGCUGUCUAUGCCAUGAGGAUUCGGACAGCCUCUUGUGGCAUAAUUAUCAGUUUAAUCCUGUGGCUGGUGGCUGUCUUGGCUUCUGUACCCAACAUCAUGUUCAACCAGCAGCUGGAAAUUGAGCAGUCUGUGCAGUGUGUCUCCACAUACCCACCAGGUGACAAUACCUGGAAGGUUGCUUCUCAGUUUGCAGCCAAUAUCUUAGGCCUCUUGAUUCCCCUUAGCAUCCUUAUUUACUGCUACUCCCAGAUACUGAAAAACCUGCAAAAAUGCAAAAAUCGGAACAAGAUCAAAGCAAUCAAGAUGAUUUUUAUCAUCGUCAUUGUUUUCUUCCUCUUCUGGACUCCCUUCAACAUCGCACUGUUCCUAGACUCCCUGCAGAGCCUGCACAUCAUCAAUGACUGCAAGGCGAGCUACCAGAUAGCCCUGGCCCUGCAGCUGACGGAAACAAUCUCCUUCAUCCACUGCUGCCUGAACCCCGUGAUCUACGCCUUUGCUGGAGUAACAUUCAAGGCCCAUCUUAAAGGACUACUUCAGCCCUGUGUCCGUGUCCUCUCCAGCCCAGACAGAGGCGUUGGAGCUGGUCAAUCAUCUUCAGCACACAGCCAGCUCUCUGGCUGCUCUGACAGCACAGCAUUCCUGUGAGCCCACCUGAGCUGCCUUCUUCUGGUGCAAGAAGUUGGCCUAAGCUCUGACAUGGCCCUGGAGGUGGUACCACAGGCACCAUCCUCUUGGGAGGGUCAGUAUAUCUAUUCCUUCUUUUGGCAUAUACGGUGAACUAUGGCACAGCAGGUGGCAAUGUGAGUUUCCUGAGAGCACCAGUGUGUUGGUAAGAUGGUUACCCUGCAAGUUUGCCAUGGAAUUGUUUUCAGUUAUGUCUUAGGGCACUUUUAAUACAUUUCAGCAUUCAGGGUGCUUCCUCUAGUACUUAUUUUCUCCUCUCAUGAAAGCAUUGCUUCUGCCUCAGCCUCGAAUACGCUCUGCCUUGCAGAAGCUGUUCCAUGCCUGAAUCCCUGCAUCCCUGGGACAGGUGCAAGACGCCUGUCUGGGAGCUCGGAAGGGGAUAGGUGUGGGGUUACUUCACAUUGCAAAGAGGGAAUCACCUCAGCCACUGUCACCAUUCCUCUUUUGCUUCAGCUCCCAGAUGAAGAAAUCCCUUAGCUCAGGGUCAUGUUGCUUUGCUGUAGGAUGCUCCCAGGGGCAUGACCAGGUGGUUCAUGGACCUGCUGCCACCCAAAGGAGCCUUUGGUGGUGAUGCCUUCAAAAACAGCAGAGCAACACCUCCAGGUGCCCCCUAUGCCCAUCACUCGUAGGGGGCCAUACACUUGCAUGUGUCUCUGUCAAAGCAGCCUGACAGUCUGUGUCACCACUCGAGGUGUGGGCCACCACAGCUCCAGCUCUGUGCCCCAGAGCUUGCUGUUAAAUCUUAACCCCACAAAAUGGCAUGUAGCACAUAGGCUCUGUCUCUUUUCAGUCAUCACUAUUUUCUGCCAUUUUAGAAAUGUUUUCUUUGAAUAAAUAUAUUAACUGCAUCUUUUUAUGUCUUGGCUCCUGAAAGUCUUCCUAAUGACUCACAAACACAGAUUAGAAUAAGGAAAGGAUGUUUUUACUGAUUUUGGGGCUGGUAUCACGUAAUAUAUGUCUGAUGGAACUGACGGGCACCCCUGAAUCUCUUCAGCAAAGUAAGUCUUGUUUCCACUUUCCUGCUGAGAAAGAUUUGUUCUCUAAAUCCCAAUAAAAUUUCACAGUGAAAAAAUAACAUUUAUGUUGAGGUAAUAUUACUGUAGACAAAAUUUUUUAAGUUAAACAAGAGACUACCUGAAACCAGGAAAAACGCCACCUGGGUAUUGUCAAAGAUUGCGUUUUCUAGGCUAAUAAAAAUAUUGUAUGUUUUCUUAGUUCUGCCUUUUCUUAUGAAAAUAUAAUUGCAUCUUUUGAUGUUUCUGAAAUAUUUCAAAUACAUUCCUAACCUCAGUGCAAAAAAUCUUCUUGCCAUUAGCUACAUAGUAUAGAAAACACUUAUUUCAUUUAUGAUCGUGUGAUUAACAUUUUUAGGUUUUAUUCCUCAGUGGAUAAGAAAUACACUGCAGCUAAAUUAUCAUGUUGUUUUAUUUCUCAGUAGACUUCUAUGUAUCUUGAAAUAAAAAUCUCUGUUUGGGUAUCUCUGUGGGGUUCUUGUACUGUUCAGGCACUUUAAUGACUGAAAAGAAAUAUGGGCCAGCAUCUCAGGUCAGAUAUCUUCCACUGUGGCUAGAACUUUGGAGUUUGGAUAAAAUUGUUUCUCUUUAAAAUGUACUGUGACAUUUACUAUCAUCUUACCUGCUGAUGUUUCAGAUGAAAAUGGAAGGGAGAAGAAACAGAAGUUACGUAUAUAUAUUAUUUUUUAAAUUGCUAUUUUGGGAAGCAGGGAAGACAGAAAUGUUUUCUGGCCAGCUCUCACACUCUGACACUUACCCAACAUGCUACAUCACUGCAGCUUAGACAGCCCAAAACUAGUCAGCCAGGAGCCAAGUGUCAGACAACUGACACUGAUCAAAGAGAGAGCCCCAGUCCAAUCCAGACUGCAGGAGACUCACAGCCCCAAGGAGCUGCCUUCAAGGAGAUAACUGUAUCUGUCAAGAGUCUCCUGCACUUUUUAGGCCUCUAGAUUUCAUACCCAGCAGCUUUUUCGGCUUUUUUAUUUUUCCUGAUUGAAAUAGGACACAUGUGAAACAGCAAGUUGCUCUGAUCAUUUGUUUUUAUUAGCAGUUGUUUAAAAACAGACCAAAAUCAAGUGUCCUGGUUUCAGCUGGGAUGGAGUUAAUUUUCUUCCUAGUAGCUGAUAUAGUGCUGAGUUUUGGAUUUAGAAUGAGGAUAAUUAUGAUAACACACUGAUGUUUUGGUUGUUGCUGAGCAGUCAAGGCCUUUUCAGCUUCUCAUACCACCCCACCAGUGAGUAAGUUGCAGGUGCAUAAGGGGCUGGGAGGGGACACAUCUGGGACAGCUGACCCCAACUGGACAAAGGGAUAUUCCAGACCAUAUGACAUCAUGCUCAGCAUAUACAACUGGGGGAAGAAGAAGGAAUGGGGGGAUGUUCAAAGUGAUGGAGUUUGUCUUCCCAAGUAACUAUUAUGCAUGAUGGAGCCUGGCUUUCCAAGAGAUGGCUUGAAUAUCUGCCUGCACAUGGGAAGUGGUGAAUGAAUCCCUUGUUUUGCUUUGCUUCUGCACGCGGCUUUUGCUUUACCUAUUAAAUUGUCUUUAUCUCAA